Rana temporaria (common frog) is the source of this 1279-nucleotide messenger RNA. Its product is annotated as GTPase HRas-like. Bases 193 to 753 code for a protein of 186 amino acids. Gene Ontology annotation, biological process: Ras protein signal transduction. Gene Ontology annotation, molecular function: GTP binding; GDP binding; GTPase activity. The record is from RefSeq and is a predicted model, not a curated record. The transcript has 5 exons. Gene Ontology annotation, cellular component: plasma membrane. NCBI's taxonomy places the organism in Eukaryota, Metazoa, Chordata, Amphibia, Anura, Ranidae.
UGUGAUUGGGCGCGCCUGUGCAUUCGGGGCUGUGGGCACUUCCGGAUCCCUGGUGUCAGCUCUGCGGGAGGACGGAUACAAUGCCGGAGAAUGGGAGCCGCUGAGAAGUUGUGACCCCGGGGGAGACAGGCGCUACAGGCGGACACAGAGGUCCCGGGAAGUCGGCAGUUCGACAGGAUCUGUGCAAGUGAAAUGACUGAAUACAAGCUUGUCGUGGUUGGUGCUGGAGGCGUGGGCAAGAGUGCUCUGACCAUCCAGCUCAUACAGAACCACUUUGUUGAUGAGUAUGAUCCUACUAUUGAGGAUUCAUACCGAAAGCAGGUUGUGAUAGAUGGUGAAACAUGUCUGCUGGAUAUUCUCGACACUGCAGGUCAAGAGGAGUAUAGUGCCAUGAGGGAUCAGUACAUGCGAACUGGAGAAGGCUUUCUGUGUGUCUUUGCUAUUAAUAACACAAAGUCCUUUGAGGACGUCCAUCAUUACAGAGAACAAAUCAACCGAGUAAAAGAUUCUGAUGAUGUGCCUAUGGUAUUAGUUGGUAACAAAUGUGACCUCCCAUCACGGACAGUGGACACAAAACAAGCACAAGAGCUAGCAAAGAGUUAUGGUAUUCCAUUCAUAGAAACCUCUGCUAAAACAAGACAGGGAGUUGAAGAUGCAUUUUACACUCUUGUCCGUGAAAUCCGCAAACACAAAGAGAAGAUCAACAAUGGAAAGAAGAAGAAAUCCUCCAAAAGGAAGUGUGUCAUUCUUUAAAACAAGUGCCAUCCUUCAGAGGAAUGCCAGUCAAACCACAGCCUGUGUGCCAACUAAAAGCAAACUGAAUGUAUGGACUUGAGUAAUGCAGUGAAAUGAGACUAAUUGCCAUUUAUUCAAGAUUCACUUCAUUAAUUGUUUUUAUUAGAGGGAUUUCAUAACCCAUAUAUAUAUAUAAAUAUAUAUUUUUAUUUUAUUUUUUUUGGCAUAUGAAGGCUGGGCUUUUCUAAACUUGAAGUCCAUACUCUUGCAUAGAAGCAAAAAAAAGGCAGUAAAAAAUGUACAAACUCUAAUUAAACAGACUGUUUGUUUCAAUUUAAGAGCCCUCCAAUUUUUAUUUUUUUUUCCUCUGGAGAGAAACUGAUGCGUGAAACCCACCCGAAUAAAUAAACGCAGAACUGGUGAACAGUAUUCCAAUGCUCAGCUAGAAAUCCUAGGAAUUUUAUAAAAGUGGUGAAAUUAUAGUUGUGAAUUGUGUCUGAGAAUGGAAAACAUGCUAGUAAGAAAUAAACAUUUUGAAAAUUUA